AUGGCCACCUCUACGCGCCAGCCGUUUGCCGAGCUUGGCUCGUCACGUCUCCAGGUACUCCAGAGCGCGAAGAACAGGCAAAAUGCUCUUACGCCAAACUUCGCGUCUCAGCAGGGCCUGAAGUCAAUUCCUACGCCGUCGACGGGUAAGCGCCAGCGCGCACCCGAGAUCUUCGAAGAUGCCGAUUCCGAGAACAUGGACCCGUCCAUCUUCAACAGCCCAACCAAGAAGUCCAAGACAGCCAGCCACAGCGAUGCAGGAUACAUCAAGCCGGCCAACUUCUCCAUCUUCACUUCGGCGGCCAAGCCCAGUGCCAGCAGCCUCAAUGCGACGCCUUCCGUCCCGUCUGUGCGCAAAGCACUUUCGUCACCCAACACUGCCAAGUCAACACCCAUCUCCACCAGCCGCGGCUCACCUAAGAACAAGCGUCUCCAUGCUGUUUCAAAGCGUCGCGCAUCUAGCUCGCCCUUCCGACGCGUCGACCCCCCAUCCUUCACACAGAGCAGCCCCAGCCUACCCUUCUCCAUCGACGCGGCACUCAGCGGCUCCAUCUCGACUUACACACCCAAGGCCCCCACCGUAGCCGCCACGCCUGUUUCAGCACCCGCCCCGCAGACCCCAAUCGUCGAUGACAGCAUGCCCAAGAGCUGGUUCUUCGAGAUCCACGAGGACACACCCGAGCAGGAAGCCGCAAACCUUAUGGAGCACUCCGCAUCUGUUCUCGACAUUUCAUCCGACGAUGACGCAAAGACCAAGGCCAGCAACGAGGACCGCGGCAAGGAGAACGUCCCACCACCAGACUUCCUCGCUCAGCAAACUCGCAAGCGCAACCACGCUUCGUCUUUUGACGACGGCUACGAGACUGAUAUCCUAGCCGAUAUGCCUGUCAAGCAACCUCGUCUUCGCAAGUUUGUCCAAGAUGCCAUGGAUGAGGACCGGAGGCCACUGGGUGACCUUGCACCAAGUGAAUUCUAUGCCGAAGGCUGUGACGCUACCUCGUACGUCACUGUCGAUGCUGGAAUCGAGAAGCCCUCGCGUCUGUCAAACGUAUUCGAUGCUAGCUGUGUGACGCCGGAGAAGAAGAAGAGUGUCGUUGUUGAAGACGUACCUGCUGCUGUUGAGGAAGAGACAACAUUAGCCGAAGAGGUCGCUGCUGCUCCUGCUGCUGUCGAAGUACCCGCUGUCGAGACUGUCGUCGAGACUACAUCACAGACUGAGGUACCUGCCGCCGCAUCAUGA
Messenger RNA from Alternaria triticimaculans, 1239 nucleotides. RefSeq lists its product as uncharacterized. The record is from RefSeq and is a predicted model, not a curated record. Bases 1 to 1239 code for a protein of 412 amino acids. Lineage: Eukaryota; Fungi; Ascomycota; Dothideomycetes; Pleosporales; Pleosporaceae. The transcript is spliced from 2 exons.